CGACUGCGGGUCUCACUUUGUGAAUUAAAAUCGUAGAAUGUUUGAAGCAUUUGAUAGUUAAAAGGCAAUGAUAUUUAAUUAGUCAAAACUUGGUUGAUGGUCAUCUAGACGGCGAAAAACACUGAUACCGCGAAAGAGACAUAAACCAGAUGACAGCACAAUCUAAUUGAGGUCAUUAGCUCGGGGAAGAGGAGAGGAGAACAGUGUAAACACGACUGUUGUUCUUCGAGAUUGUUUAUUUAGUAUCGAUGGACAUUCUUUAACUGCUACACAGUGGAAAGCAGUAGGUUUUCUUACAAAAACAAAAGGGUAAAUCGCAAACGGGCACUCUACAUCAUGGUUGGUCAUUAAGUCAAGAUGAAACAAUCCGAAAGAUUCUACCUAGAGUCAACUCACUGGAAAAAAGAAAAUCUUAACCCUUCUUAUGGUAUCUCACAAGACUUCCGCUGUGUUUGACAGAAUAAUAGUAGGUAAAAUCAGAUAACAAGCAAAUGAAGGACAGCCUAAUUACCGCCCCAACGAAGCAAACUCUGGCCUGAAGUUCGACAGCCAAGAUCAAAGAGAUAAUAGUGCAUCGUUUUCCCUCAAAAUCCGUCUCGCGGUGACGUUUUCUUACAUUUGGCGUCAAGUGAGGACGUGAAUUGAGCUCAUAUAAAGCUGUUCUACACUUCGUUGCUUUUAUUUGCCUAGACCCUCAAGAUUUAGUGGGAAUACCUUGCUUAAGACUGUGGAAAGSCAUAUUGGAGAAACCGGUCAUGGCGUCAGUCGAUUAUGACUCAGUUGACUACGAAGAAUGGAAUCAAAGUAUUUAUGAGUAUGGCGAAGAAAUGACUGCUCCUGUUUACAAAGAAACGCUUCCAACCUAUGUGAUCUUUAUGUUAGUCUUGUAUACUAUAAUAUUCAUAGUUGGAUUCUUUGGGAAUUGUAUUGUUAUUUAUGGUGUCAUGCAACAAGGACUGAACAAGACAACAAGCAGUUUUUUCAUUGCUAACUUGGCGCUUUCGGAUCUUGCUGUUCUUGUUCUAAGUUUACCUGUUGGUCUGCUUCAAGAGCUUGCUUCAUGGCCAUUUGGUGAGCUGGCUUGUAAGAUAUUCUAUCCACUGGGCGAUGUUUUCUUACUAGUCUCAAUUAUGACUUUGACGGUCAUUAGCUUCGAUCGAUAUAGAGCAGUAGUAACUCCGAAAAAACGCUUCACUAAAACUCAAACUAAACUAGCUAUUUUAGUAAUAUGGAUAAUUUCUUACCUUAUUUGUGGACUACCGACUUCGUUUCUUCUUAAACUGAUCACAACGAACGAAGGAGUAAAGUUUUGCUAUCCAUUCUGGCCGACUACGUUACAAAGGAGAGUUCAUAUGAUUGUAAUCACUGUCAUUGUCACUAUCCCUCUAUUUAUCAUCGCAUAUUCUUACAUAAGAAUCGUACGAACAUUAUGGCGCGUUCGUGUUAUACACAAGAACGUUGUUGGUCUUACAAAGGAAUCCCAUGCUAGACUAGAGAAGAAACGCAAGCUAGUUAAGAUGCUUAUUUUAAUCGUCUUCGCUUUCACAGUUUGUUCACUCCCUUACAUCGUCUACACACUGUUUCUCGAGUUUGGCUUCGACAAGGAAAAGCAAGUCGAAAUGGAGAUAGGUUUGGUUGUAGUUUUGUCUUUAUUCUACACCAACAGCGCCGUGAAUCCUUUAAUAUUAUGCGGAAUGAGCAAAGAUUACCGAAAAGGACUACGGCCAUGUAAAUGUUGAUUGCUUACAAGCCGUCAGUUGACAAAAGCUUUCCUUUUYAUAGCUUUGAAUAAACAAACCGACGGAAGCCAAAAKACUUUGUCAUGAAACAUAGAACGACGUCAUGUGUGUAUUAAAAUGAACCACCUUUUCUCUUUUUAAAGAGAGAAAUAAUGUUGACAGUGCUAAAGAGAUCAAAGUUGCAGCCAACAGAUGACUAGGAUGUGUUCCUCUGUAGCUGCGUCWAACUUGGAGUUUGGGGAACUUUUAAUGCUAAUUACGACGCUCCUGGUACUGAAAAUCMUCUUUAUCUCCGGGGUAAAGUAUUAUUCAUACUUAGAUAAUUUUCGACAGAUCUAUGGUUUCCUAUAAAAGAACUCGGAAGCCAAGAUUUUGGAAUUUGUCCAGUUGAUUUCUGCUUCAGUUGGAAGAGAUGAAUUUUGUUGAUAAAUUGUGAAUCUCUUUCAGCCAUAAUAAGAGUCAUUUCUUCGAAAGAGGCGAUUCUAAUGUUUGGUGUAAGCUAGAUAUCAAAUGGGUGUAAAUAUGCAAAUUUAUUUUUGUAUAGUUUACAUGUAUUAUCUUACAGUGCCCAGAGUGACACAAAUGUCAAAUAUUACUAAUGACUGUGUAAUUUUAACCCGGCUAUGUUAUAGCAUUUUCAUGAUUGUAAAGCAGUGAUUAUUUUUUAUAUUGAAACAUCGUACAAUUUUUUUUAGAUAAGUAAAAAUUGCUGACAAAAGAAGAAGAAUAUAUUGUCCUAAAAACAUUAUUUGUUAUUUGCUCCAGUCAAACUAAGGAGAGUCUAAGGAUUGUGUCCAAAGUAAUUGCAAUAUAAUUUUUUUCCACGUGGAAACUAUUCAUUGAAGUAUUCUGAAUAUCAUACUAAAAAUCCCUUCGGUGGAACAUUCGGUGGAACAUUGAAAUUGAAGAUGAAUAGGGCAGGUAGCACAGGGAUCCCAACACAAUUAAAUUGUACAAAAACACAUAUUUUGUUUCUUUUUCAAGCCAGUUUAUACAUUUCAUUGUGUCAUAUURUUAUAUUGUGAUUAAUUGACUAUAAAAUAUAACUAUUUUCUAAAAUUU
Messenger RNA from Exaiptasia diaphana, 2801 nucleotides. RefSeq names its product trissin receptor. Gene Ontology annotation, cellular component: membrane. Lineage: Eukaryota; Metazoa; Cnidaria; Anthozoa; Actiniaria; Aiptasiidae. The record is from RefSeq and is a predicted model, not a curated record. Gene Ontology annotation, molecular function: G protein-coupled receptor activity. The transcript has a single exon. Gene Ontology annotation, biological process: G protein-coupled receptor signaling pathway. Bases 756 to 1739 code for a protein of 327 amino acids.